This is a messenger RNA of Nerophis lumbriciformis (worm pipefish), 690 nucleotides long. NCBI's taxonomy places the organism in Eukaryota, Metazoa, Chordata, Actinopteri, Syngnathiformes, Syngnathidae. The record is from RefSeq and is a predicted model, not a curated record.
AUGACCACCAGGAAGGCAUCGUUGACGCUUAAGCAGUCUAAAAAUGGGACGUCCAAAUAUGUGUUGGAGCGGUGCGCUUCUAUUAACGAGUAUUAUGAUAUUGCCUUCAAGGUGAUGCUGCUGGGAGAUUCAUCGGUCGGAAAGACGUGCAUCUUGCUGCGAUUUAAAGACGGUGCAUUUGUGGGAGGCAACUUUAUUGCCACCGUUGGAAUUGACUUUAGGAAUAAAGUGGUAGAUGUCGACAACCUGAAAGUCAAACUCCAGAUCUGGGAUACAGCUGGCCAGGAAAGAUUCCGAAGCGUCACACACGCCUACUAUAGAGAUGCCCAAGCAUUACUCCUGCUUUAUGAUAUCACCAGUAAGUCGUCAUUUGACAACAUCAGGGCCUGGCUAAAUGAAAUACAUGAGUAUGCCCAGAAGGAUGUGGUCAUCAUGUUGCUCGGCAACAAGGCAGACAUGGCUGCUGAGAGGGUGGUGAAGACAGAAGAUGGGGAGAAGCUAGCUAAGGAGUACGGCGUGCCAUUUAUGGAGACCAGCGCAAAGACCGGCGUCAAUGUGGAGUUGGCCUUUCUAGCAAUCGCAAAGGAGCUGAAGCACAGAACAACCCAACAGCCAAACGAGCCCAAGUUCCAGAUCCACGACUACAUUGAAUCUCAGAAGCACAAGACCGGUUGCUGCAGCCUCGUGUAG